This is a messenger RNA of Filobasidium floriforme, 1611 nucleotides long. RefSeq lists its product as uncharacterized. The transcript is spliced from 7 exons. Gene Ontology annotation, molecular function: protein binding. Lineage: Eukaryota; Fungi; Basidiomycota; Tremellomycetes; Filobasidiales; Filobasidiaceae. The record is from RefSeq and is a predicted model, not a curated record. The coding region runs from base 1 to 1611 and encodes 536 amino acids.
AUGUCCCUUAAAGCCGAGCUGGAAACAUGGACACAGGCUCUGGAAGCCUAUGAUGCUUCUGACUUACCUCGAUCCCUCGAGAUCUUUACCACCAUCGCCGAGUCCUCCAAGGUACAUUUUAACAUUGGUCUCAUUCACGCUACCCAGGGGCAUCAUAUCCAGGCGAUCAGGGCUUUCAAGCAGGCGACAGAGCUCGAUAGGUUCUUUGCGGUCGCCUAUUUUCAGAGAGGGGUCAGCUUGUUCUUGACGGCAGAAUGGGAGAGGGCAAAGAUGCAGUUCGAGAUGGCUCUAUCGAAUAUGCGGGGGAAUGACAAGAUCGACUACACUCAACUCGGCCUUCCCUUCAACCUCUUCCUCCCAGAGAUCCACUUCAACCUAGCCUUAUGCCAUAUCAAGCUGAAAGACGUAACCAAGGGAAUGUACGAGCUCAGGAAGGCUAGUACGAGGAAGAUGACUCCGGCGCACGAGGUGAUCGAGGAAGCUAUCGAGAAGCGGGGUGAAGGCUUUACCGUGUUCAGCAUACCUGUCGGCGUCCUAUUCAGGCCAUCUGAAAACAAGCUGAAGAAUCUCGCACCAAAGGACUAUAAAGGGAAAGCUAAAUUGAUCGCCGUCUCUUCGACCGAGGACGAGUAUACGACGUUCACCGGUGUAACCCGUCUGGGCAGGAAACAGACCCCCUCGGAGAGCAAGGCGGUCAAGGACCUAGGGGAUCUGAUGGAUAGGCGAUUUUCACCUUCGUCGUCCAUCGGGAGCGGGGCUAGGGAGACUCUAUUGUCGCCGACGGGGAAUAGCCAGCCGGUUCCCGUGGUACCGGACAGCGGGAAGAGCAAGGGCGGGAUGUUCAUGAGGCGUUCGAAUACCCUCAGGGAGUAUAUACGCUCUCCUAGCUUCCUGAGUAAAGGAUCGAGCGGGUCAUCGGCGACCGAAGAUGCAGGCAAGGGGAAGGACAAGGACAGGAAGUACGCUCCUCCGAUCGACGGCGGUUCGAUCCCGAUCCCGCCUGUCCCGGUCAUCGGCAAUCGCUCUUACAAAGACGACUACAAAAGGCCUAACCAGGGCCAGUCCGAUCGGCCCAAUCCGACGGUCUUGAUGCAUAGUCUCGAGAACCUGCGGAUCCAGCAGCGAGAGAAGCCGGAUACCAGGUUAUCCCCAGCCUCUUCUCAAGACAGCCCGAUCGUGACGAUACCGGUAUUCUCACCUUACGAUCAUGGUGGACAUUCGCUCACCAAGAAACCGACCCUGCUCACCCCAGCGAGUGGAUCGGGUAACGACUUCAGGCGACAGCCUACGUUCCGACGAAGCCCAUUGAAUAGCUCGAGUUUCGAAGACGGCGAAUUGAUUGACGUGGAUAUGCAAUCGAUUCGAGUCAAGAUCCGCUAUAACGACGAUAUACGUGCCGUGGUCAUCUCAUCGCAGAUCGAUCUACGCGAAUUCAGGACAUUGCUAUGUGACAAGUUUGAAAUACCGGACCGGUUCAAAUUACGCUUUAGAGAUGAGGAAGGCGACCAGGUCAGCCUCAAGGACGACGGCGAUUGGGAUGCUGCUUUGGACUACGCUAGAGUCGCGGCCGCUGGACGGCCAGAGGGCAGACUCGAUGUAUGGUUAUUAUAG